This is a messenger RNA of Annulohypoxylon truncatum, 906 nucleotides long. Its product is annotated as phosphoglycerate mutase-like protein. Gene Ontology annotation, biological process: negative regulation of programmed cell death; regulation of pentose-phosphate shunt; fructose 2,6-bisphosphate metabolic process. Gene Ontology annotation, molecular function: fructose-2,6-bisphosphate 2-phosphatase activity. Gene Ontology annotation, cellular component: cytosol. The transcript is spliced from 2 exons. The record is from RefSeq and is a predicted model, not a curated record. Bases 1 to 906 code for a protein of 301 amino acids. NCBI's taxonomy places the organism in Eukaryota, Fungi, Ascomycota, Sordariomycetes, Xylariales, Hypoxylaceae.
AUGCGAAUUCUGCUCGUCAGACAUGGCGAGUCUGUUGACAAUGUAGCCGGUCUUUACGCAGGUUCCCGAGAUUCCCCUCUCACGAACCAUGGUGUUCUUCAAAUUAAGAGAUUAGGUGCGCACCUCGCGAAACGCCAGGAGACUAUAGGUCCAAUCAAGCACAUCUUCACCUCCAACCUCCAAAGGGCCUAUCAGACGGCCGAAGCCGUUGCCGAAGCCCUGCUUGAAGCCCAAAGUCCCUUUAGUAACGAUACGCCGACGUCCCUAGCAACUGUGAAGGUCACCCGACUGGCUGAGUUACGAGAGAAAGACUAUGGAUCAUCUGAGGGCAAGAAAUAUGGCGUAAAGACGGGAGGAAGUAACAAUGACCAAGUCCAGUCGGACUCAGAAUCGCACGAGUCGAUGAGAAUAAGAGUUAAUCGUUUCGUGGACUCCCAUCUGAUACCAAUUGCCGAUACAGAUGCGUCCGAAAAUACCACUAUCUUAAUCGUGGCACAUGGUAUUAUCCUGGGUGUUCUCCUAAAGGUGUUGCUGGAACGGUUUCCUCCGAAGCCAGCUCUCUCUAACCCGCAGGGUAGAGUUGAAGAUGGUCCAUCGGAGCCCGUGGCAUGGAGUAACACCGGUGUGCUUCAGGCCAAUCUACUAUUGAGAAAGGACCUGUUGCCACCGAAUAGCCCGAGCAAAGCUGUACUUAUUGCAAACUCAGCAGCAUCCGACGACGCCAUCGCUCCCUCUAUAGAUUCAAAUGCGAAGGUAUUGCAGCUAACUAUUGAGUUGACCAACAACCUUGAGCACCUUGAUGGUCUGAAAAAGACAAGAGGUGGCAUUGGAAGCGCCAAGUUUGAUUCGCGACAACGGACAAUGGACUCGUUCUUCACUCCUGCUUCCAAAAAGCGAAAGCUUUGA